Fulmarus glacialis (Northern fulmar) is the source of this 2042-nucleotide messenger RNA. RefSeq names its product hepatocyte growth factor-regulated tyrosine kinase substrate (gene HGS). The record is from RefSeq and is a predicted model, not a curated record. NCBI's taxonomy places the organism in Eukaryota, Metazoa, Chordata, Aves, Procellariiformes, Procellariidae. Gene Ontology annotation, molecular function: metal ion binding; phosphatidylinositol binding; ubiquitin binding. The annotation marks the transcript as partial. The transcript is spliced from 18 exons.
AUAAGGCUACGAGCCAGCUUCUGCUGGAAACCGACUGGGAAUCCAUCCUGCAGAUCUGCGACAUGAUCCGUCAGGGAGACACCCAAGCAAAAUACGCCGUCAGUGCUAUCAAGAAGAAAGUCAACGACAAGAAUCCUCACGUGGCGCUCUACGCUCUGGAGGUCAUGGAGUCGGUGGUUAAAAACUGUGGCCAAACAGUCCAUGAUGAGGUGGCCAAUAAACAGACUAUGGAGGAACUGAAGGAAAUACUCAAGAGGCAAGUGGAGACAAGCGUCCGCAGUAAGAUCCUGUACCUUAUCCAGGCCUGGGCUCACGCCUUCCGCAAUGAGCCCAAGUACAAGGUGGUGCAGGACACCUACCAGAUAAUGAAGGUUGAAGGUCACGUGUUCCCGGAGUUCAAAGAGAGCGAUGCCAUGUUCGCUGCAGAAAGGGCUCCAGACUGGGUCGAUGCUGAGGAGUGUCACAGAUGUCGAGUGCAGUUUGGCGUUGUGACACGGAAGCAUCAUUGCAGGGCCUGCGGGCAGAUCUUCUGUGGCAAAUGCUCCUCCAAGUAUUCCACCAUCCCCAAGUUUGGGAUUGAGAAGGAAGUGAGAGUCUGUGAGCCCUGUUAUGAGCAUCUCAACAAGAAAGCUGACGGUAAAGCUGCUGCCACCUCCGAACUGCCCCCCGAGUACCUGACCAGCCCUCUCUCUCAGCAGUCCCAGCUGCCUCCAAAGCGUGAUGAGACAGCUCUGCAAGAGGAGGAAGAGCUCCAGCUAGCUAUUGCCUUGUCUCAGUCAGAGGCUGAGGAGAAGGAGAGAAUGAGGCAGAAAACAACCUACUCCAUGUAUCCGAAGGCUGAGCCCACACCCGUCACCUCAUCAGCCCCCCCGGUCAGCACGCUCUAUUCCCCACCUGUGAAUUCCUCUGCUCCCUUGGCUGAGGACAUUGACCCGGAGCUGGCUCGGUACCUGAACCGCAACUACUGGGAGAAGAAACAAGAGGAAGUUCGCAAGAGCCCCACCCCGUCAGCACCUCUGUCCCUCACAGAGCCAGCUGCUCAGCCUGGGGAAGCCCACCCCGCCCCGCUCAGUGUUGUUGAGCAGCAGUACCAGAACGGCGAGUCUGAGGAGAACCACGAGCAGUUCCUGAAGGCGCUGCAGAAUGCUGUCACCACAUUUGUCAACCGCAUGAAGAGCAACCACAUGCGAGGCCGCAGCAUCACCAAUGACUCUGCCGUAUUGUCCCUCUUCCAGUCCAUCAACAACAUGCACCCCCAGCUGCUGGAGCUGCUCAACCAGCUGGACGAGCGCAGGCUGUACUACGAAGGCCUGCAGGACAAACUGGCCCAGAUCCGGGAUGCACGUGGGGCUCUGAACGCGCUGCGGGAGGAGCAUCGGGAGAAGCUGCGCCGUGCAGCGGAGGAGGCAGAACGCCAGCGCCAAAUCCAGCUGGCCCAGAAGCUAGAGAUCAUGAGGCAGAAGAAGCAGGAGUACCUGGAGAUGCAGCGUCAGUUGGCCAUCCAGCGACUGCAGGAGCAGGAGAAGGAGAGGCAGAUGCGCCUGGAACAGCAGAAGCAGACCAUCCAGAUGAGAGCCCAGAUGCCAGCCUUCUCGCUGCCUUAUGCCCAACUCCAGGCCAUGCCUGCGGCCAGUGGGGUGAUCUACCAGCCCUCUGGGCCCACCAGCUUCCCUGGCACCUUCAGCCCAGCCGGCUCUGUGGAGGGCUCUCCCAUGCACAGCGUAUACAUGAACCAGGCAGCACAAGGGGGCACGGGGCCAUACACCGCAAUGCCCGUCACAGGGACAGAUCCCAGCAUGGUGAAUGCCUACAUGUACCAGCCGGGGGCAGGCAGUGGGCAGGCGGCUGAGCAGGGGCAGGAACUCGCAGCCUCGCAGUCACAGAGCAUCCCGGCCAUCUCUCAGGCCCCCCAGUCAAGCGCCAUGGGGUACAUGGGCAGCCAGUCAGUCUCCAUGGGGUACCAGCCCUACGGCAUGCAGGUGAGCACUUCCCUCCCCACAGGCCCCUUGGGCAUCAGGCCCCUUGGGCACGGCGGGGGAUGA